This is a messenger RNA of Fusarium odoratissimum NRRL 54006, 1197 nucleotides long. Its product is annotated as CMGC protein kinase. The transcript is spliced from 3 exons. Gene Ontology annotation, molecular function: ATP binding; protein kinase activity. The coding region runs from base 1 to 1197 and encodes 398 amino acids. The record is from RefSeq and is a predicted model, not a curated record. Gene Ontology annotation, biological process: protein phosphorylation. Lineage: Eukaryota; Fungi; Ascomycota; Sordariomycetes; Hypocreales; Nectriaceae.
AUGGACUCACAGGCCCCGCAUGAUCCUCAUUCUACACAAGGUCAAUUUGAGGAUGAAAGCACAAUUAACCACUCUGGCGAUCUCCACCAUGUUCGGGCAACCUCCUCGCAAGGCACAUAUCUCAAAGGCUCAAAUUGGGGUAUGGAACCGUUGGAAGACUACCAAGAAGGUGGUUAUCAUCCUGUUCAUAUUGGAGACAUCCUUGGUUCAUCAAAUGGAUAUCGAGUCAUUCACAAACUUGGCCAUGGAGGCUUCGGCACCGUAUGGCUUUGUCGGGACUCACUAGAGGGCCGUUAUAUCGCCCUCAAAGUCAUGGUCAGUGAUUUGAAAUCCGACGAGAUUCUUGAAUUCAGCUUGGCGGAUCUCGACCAAUGCAUGCCUGGUGCCCAGUUCAUCGCGUCUCCGCUUGACUCAUUCUCCACAACCCAAGAAUUGGACUUCCUACAUAAGAAUCAGAUUUGUCACGGAGACUUCCGUCCAUCCAAUGUCUUAGUCAAGUUGGCCGACCUAGAUCACCUUUCUGAGGAAGAGCUACUCUCCCUAUUAGGGCGUCCCGAGGAAGUCCAGGUGCAGACAGAAUCAGGAGAAGACCUUCCAUCAUCUAGCCCAAAGUACCUUGUACAGCCAGCGGACAUGUCCCAACUCGGGAAUGAAUUCCUCACAGAAGAGAUUUGUGUCAUCGACUUUGGCGAGUCGUUCAAGUUCUCAUCACCCCCAGAAGACCUCGGCAUCCCAGAGAAUUACCUACCACCAGAAAUCCUUCUUGAACACCCUGAUGCGUUUGGGCCCGCCUGUGAUCUUUGGGCUCUUGGAUGCACCCUAUUCGAGAUCAGAGAGCAACUUCCGCUGUUCUACAUGAUCUACGACAAAGACGAGUUACUGGCAGAGAUAGUCAGAUUCUUUUGCAAGCUGCCAGAAUCGUGGUGGGCGAAGUGGGAGGCACGCGAAGAGUAUUUUGACGCCGAUGGGAAAUGGCUUCGUGAUGAAGAGGACUGGUCCCUCGAGGUGGCACUGAGCAAACCAAUCGAGAUCUUCGAUGCGGGUGAGAAGUACAAAGAGGGACCGAAGCAGUCACUUGAAACACCUGAAGCUGAGCAGAAAUUGUUGGCGGAUCUGCUGUAUCGGUUGUUCAAGUAUGAUCCUCGAGAACGGCUUAGUGCAGAGGAGGUUCUUAGACAUGAAUGGUUCAGACUAUAG